CCACGGGGAGGGAGGGGACUGUUGUACACCUGCGGCCACACCGGGAUCGCCCGGGCACUGCCUCGCCACCUCCCAGAGGCAGCAGGUGCCCCGGUGCUGCCGGGCUGCUCCGAGCGGCAGCGGCUCCCCGGGGCGGCGCAGCCAGCGGGCGAGGCAGCCCCGCCGCGGGAUGCCGUGCUGGGAGCGGGCCGGGGCGGCGCGGCGGCGCUGGGCGCUGCUGCUGGGGCCGCUGGCGCUGCUCGCCGCCGGCCUGGCGCUGCGCGGCACCGCCCGCCCCGACCCCGCCGACCGCUCCCGCCUCUACCGGGCGCUGGAGCUCGCCCCCAGCCGCGCCAUCAACUGCUCGGGGGUCGUCCGCGGGGAGCAGACGGCCAUCCAGAGGGCGCAGCUCAGCAGCCUGGAAGUGGCGAACAGAAAGGCUUCACCGACGCCCGACGAGUACCUGAAUCUUACGAGGGAUUGCAGAGCCUUCAAGGAAACCCGGCGCUACAUCGAGUUCCCGCUCAGCCAGGAGGAGGAGGAGUUCCCCAUCGCCUACUCCAUGGUCAUCCAUCACAAAAUCGACAUGUUUGAGCGGCUCCUGCGGUCCGUCUACGCCCCCCAGAAUGUCUACUGUGUCCAUGUGGACAGCAAAUCCCCGGCCGCCUUCCAGGAGGCCGUGCGGGCCAUUGCUGCCUGCUUCCCCAACGUCUUCGUGGCCAGCCGCCUGGAAAGCGUGGUCUAUGCCGCCUGGUCCCGGCUGCAGGCCGACCUCAACUGCAUGCAGGACCUGCUGCAGAGCCCCGUGCCAUGGCGCUACAUUAUCAACACCUGCGGCACCGACUUCCCCAUCAAGACCAACGCCGAGAUGGUCCGGGCGCUGCAGCUGCUGCAGGGCCAGAACAGCGUGGAGUCGGAGAAGCCCUCGGGCUACAAGCAGCAGCGCUGGCAGUACCACCACGAGGUGGGGCAGACCAUCUCUCGCACUGCCAAGAAGAAACUGCCGCCGCCCCACAACUACCCCAUGUUCACGGGCAGCGCGUACUACGCAGUCACCCGGGACUUUGUGCAGUACCUCUUCGAGAACCCCACGGCACAGAAGUUCCUCGAGUGGUCCAAGGACAGCUACAGCCCUGACGAGCACGUCUGGGCCACGCUGAACCGCAUGCCGGGCGUGCCGGGGGCCAUGCCUCCCAGCGACAAGUUCCAGCUCUCGGACAUGAACGCCCUUCCCCGCCUGGUCAAGUGGGAGUACAUGGAGGGGGACAUCAGCAAGGGCGCGCCCUACCCGCCCUGCACCGGCCGCCACCAGCGCGCCAUCUGCAUCUACGGCGUGGGCGACGUGGCCUGGAUGCUGCAGCAGCACCAUCUCUUGGCCAACAAGUUCGACCCCGAGGUGGACGAUGCGGCCGUGCAGUGUCUCGAGGAGUACCUGCGCCACAAGGCCCUGUACGGCCGCGGGCUCUGAGGGGGCGCCGCGGAGGCUCUGGCCAGCACCUGCGGCCUUCCGUGGGCGAGUCCAGCGACGGCGCCUGGGGGCAGCGGGAGAGGAUCCCCCUGAGGGGCCCACGCCUCGCAGCGGCCCCGAGGAGAAGCCCCAAGGGCGGGCGCGGGGCUGCGGGCCAGCCGAGGGACGGUCGGUCGGUCGGACGGACGGACGGACGGGGCGGCCCGGCGGAGGGCAGGCCCGGUGUGGAAGGGCGGGAGGCCCGGCCCCGCCCGGGUCCCUCACGGGGCGCUGCCCGGACCGGCCGGAGCGAGCGGGCCAAGGGUGACCCCAGGGCUGUGCCUGCAGACGGGCAGGGCCGGGUCACGGCGCCUUCAGGUCCGGCUGGGGCAGAGCUGAAAUCGUGAUUAAUUUGCUUUUCCACAGAGCAGCUGGCAGCCCCCGCCCGUUCCUGGCACCCGCCGCGCUGCUCAGUGAACAUCUGGCUGCUGCUUUUGCCGCACUUUAAACUUCGACCCUAUCAAAAGCCGGUAGUCAUUAAAAGCCAAUCUUCAAUAAAAUCCCAGAUACUAAAA
This is a messenger RNA of Prinia subflava (tawny-flanked prinia), 2001 nucleotides long. It is a transcript of the gene GCNT3, whose product is annotated as glucosaminyl (N-acetyl) transferase 3, mucin type. The coding region runs from base 170 to 1447 and encodes 425 amino acids. The record is from RefSeq and is a predicted model, not a curated record. NCBI's taxonomy places the organism in Eukaryota, Metazoa, Chordata, Aves, Passeriformes, Cisticolidae. Gene Ontology annotation, molecular function: acetylglucosaminyltransferase activity. Gene Ontology annotation, cellular component: membrane. The transcript has a single exon.